Molecule: messenger RNA, 10100 nt
Organism: Artibeus jamaicensis (Jamaican fruit-eating bat)
Lineage: Eukaryota; Metazoa; Chordata; Mammalia; Chiroptera; Phyllostomidae
Gene: AGAP1
Product: ArfGAP with GTPase domain, ankyrin repeat and PH domain 1
Exons: 19
Coding region: 1-3510 (1169 amino acids)
Cellular component (GO): nucleus
Molecular function (GO): GTPase activity; GTPase activator activity; GTP binding
Source: RefSeq, a predicted model, not a curated record
AUGUAUCUGCUGGACGGCAGCAGCGAGCCCGCGUCUCCACCUGCGGACACGAUGCCGCGCGGGCCGCCCCCCAGGAAGACCGUUUACCGCAUCUCGGUGACCAUGGUCAGGAAGGAGCAGCUGGCUGCCCCGGUCCCCGACCCGCGCCCCACUCGGAGGUUCCGGCCCGCGCGCUCCCCGGACGCGCCUGAGCGGCUGGUGGAAGAGGAGGAGGCGGAGGAGGAGGAGGCGGCGGCGGGCACGGAGGACCCAGAGGGCUGUCGGCCGCGCGCCUGGGACUUCCGCACUUAUCGCGCCCGUAGCACCGGGCAGCUGGAGCUGGGGCGACUCCGGCCGUGCGCACGCGGCACGGGGCCAACGGACGUGGCCGACAGCCCCCGGGCCUUGAAGGAGGAGCCCAGCUCGCCUGCACCCUGUAGCCCCGACAUAGAAGGGGCCCAGGCUGCGCCACUGCGGCGAAGCCUCAGUUUCAGGCACUGGAGCGGGCCGGAGACGCCACGGGACCCAGCCCUGGGCCGCGGAAGGUGCCACAGCAGCUCCGGUAGCCUGGCCUGGGCGCCGGGCGGGGAGGUCGUGGCCGACCCCGGCAUCAUCCCCGAGCCCGCGAUCGCCACGCAGCCCGCCUCAGAGAAACGCAACACCCUGGACGUGGGCGAGGUGCUCAGCAAGAACGAUGCGCUCUCGGACUUGGAGCGCUGGGAGCGCAGUAAGAGCAAGAACCGCACGCUGGACAACAGCGACCUGCAGCGGCUGGAGCGCGCGCGGGCCGCUGCCGCCGGCCCCAGCUUGGCCUCGGAGCACAGGCUGCUGCGUUUCUUCAGCGGCAUCUUCGCGCGCAGGGAUGGCACGCCCCCCGGCGGGCCCACCUCGCGGAGCGUUCCCUCCCGGCCCCGUGGUUACUUCAGCCUGAGGCGCGUGCCGGCCGACGCGCACUCGUCCAGCGCAGAGAGCAUCGAUGGGUCCCCACGCAGAGAUGCCUUUGUGAACAGCCAGGAAUGGACGCUCAGCCGCUCCGUCCCAGAGCUCAAAGUGGGGAUCGUGGGCAAUUUGGCCAGCGGCAAGUCGGCGCUGGUGCACCGCUACCUGACCGGCACCUACGUGCAGGAGGAGUCUCCCGAAGGUGGCAGAUUCAAGAAAGAGAUUGUGGUUGACGGACAGAGCUAUCUGCUGCUGAUUAGAGAUGAAGGGGGCCCCCCAGAGGCACAGUUUGCCAUGUGGGUGGACGCUGUUAUAUUCGUCUUCAGCUUGGAAGACGAGAUUAGUUUCCAGACAGUGUAUCACUACUACAGCCGCAUGGCCAACUACCGGAACACGAGCGACAUCCCGCUGGUCCUGGUGGGCACCCAGGACGCCAUCAGCUCCACCAACCCACGGGUCAUCGACGACGCCCGGGCGCGGAAGCUCUCCAGUGACCUGAAGCGCUGCACCUACUACGAGACCUGCGCCACCUACGGCCUGAACGUGGAGCGGGUCUUCCAGGACGGUAAAUACCCCGCCGCCACGCAGUGCCGCCUUCCCGCCCGCGCAGCAGUUGCCCAGAAGAUCGUGGCCACGAGGAAGAAGCAGCAGCUCUCCAUAGGGCCCUGCAAGUCGCUCCCCAACUCCCCCAGCCACUCGUCCGUCUGCUCCGCACAGGUGUCCGCCGUGCACAUCAGCCAGACGAGCAACGGGGGUGGCAGUCUGAGCGACUACUCCUCCUCCGUCCCAUCGACACCGAGCACCAGCCAGAAGGAGCUGCGCAUCGACGUGCCGCCCACGGCCAACACGCCAACGCCUGUCCGGAAGCAGUCCAAGCGCCGCUCCAACCUCUUCACUUCUCGGAAAGGGAGCGACCCAGACAAAGAGAAGAAAGGCCUGGAGAGCCGCGCGGACAGCAUCGGGAGCGGCCGCGCCAUCCCAAUCAAACAGGGUAUGCUGCUGAAGCGAAGCGGCAAAUCGCUGAACAAAGAGUGGAAGAAGAAGUACGUCACCCUGUGUGACAACGGCGUGCUGACCUAUCACCCCAGUUUGCACGAUUACAUGCAGAACGUCCACGGCAAAGAGAUCGAUCUCCUGAGAACCACCGUGAAGGUCCCCGGGAAGAGGCCACCCCGAGCCACAUCGGCCUGCGCGCCCAUCUCCAGCCCCAAAGCCAACGGCCUGUCCAAGGACAUGAGCACUUUACACAUCUCGCCGAGUCCCGGGACUGUCACUAGUGCGUCCGGGUCCCAGAUGGCCAGCGGCGUCAGCCUGGGCUCCUUCAACAGCCGACCGGACGGCAUGCAGCAGCGGUCCUACUCCGUCUCCAGUGCCGACCAGUGGAGCGAGGCUACGGUCAUUGCAAACUCGGCCAUCAGCAGUGACACGGGGCUGGGCGACUCCCUGGGCUCCAGCCCCAGCAUCUCCAGCACCACCAGCCCCAAGCUCGACCCGCCCCCGUCCCCCCACGCCAACAGGAAGAAGCACCGGAGGAAGAAGAGCACCAGCAACUUCAAAGCCGACGGCCUGUCGGGCACCGCGGAAGCCAAACGCAAAGCAUGGAAACUAAACCGUGUUGGUAGCCUGCGAAAUAUAUACAGCAGCAGCAGCACCAACACCGAAGAGCAAGAGGAAAACUUCGAGUUUAUCAUCGUGUCCCUCACUGGCCAGACGUGGCACUUUGAAGCCACCACGUAUGAAGAGAGAGACGCGUGGGUCCAAGCCAUCGAGAGCCAGAUCCUGGCCAGCCUCCAGUCCUGUGAAAGCAGCAAGAAUAAGUCCCGGCUGACGAGCCAGAGUGAGGCCAUGGCCUUGCAGUCGAUACGGAGCCUCCGCGGGAACUCGCACUGCGUGGACUGCGAGACCCAGAACCCCAACUGGGCCAGCCUGAACCUGGGCGCCCUCAUGUGCAUCGAGUGCUCCGGCAUCCACCGGAACCUCGGCACCCACCUCUCCCGAGUCCGGUCGCUGGACCUGGACGACUGGCCCGUCGAGCUCAUCAAGGUGAUGCUGUCCAUCGGGAACGAGCUGGCCAACAGCGUCUGGGAAGAGAGCUGCCAGGGGCGGGCCAAGCCCUCGCUGGACUCCACCAGGGAAGAGAAGGAGCGGUGGAUCCGGGCCAAGUACGAGCAGAAGCUGUUCCUGGCCCCGCUGCCCUGCACCGAACUGUCCCUGGGCCAGCACCUGCUUCGGGCCACUGCCGACGAGGACCUGCGGGUGGUCAUCCUGCUGCUAGCACACGGCUCCCGGGACGAGGUGAACGAGACCUGCGGCGAGGGGGACGGCCGCACAGCGCUGCACCUAGCCUGCCGCAAGGGGAGCGUGGUCCUGGCGCAGCUCCUGAUCUGGUACGGGGUGGACGUGAUGGCCCGCGACGCCCACGGGAACACGGCGCUGGCCUACGCGCGGCAGGCCUCCAGCCAGGAGUGCGCGGACCUGCUGCUGCAGCACGGCUGUCCCGACGAGCGCGCCGCGCUUGUGGCCACGCCCAGCCUGGCCAGGAAGAGCGCUGGCCGCGGCGGGGGCGGCGGGCGGGUGCCCACCGUCAUCUGAGGUGCAUCCGCGCCCCCGCCCGCCGCCCCUCCCUCUUCCCGGUGGUCACCAGCCACCCCCCGCCCCCCGCACCUGCAGCGACGUCACCGGCCCUGGACAGACCACGCGAGGCGGAGGCGGGGCCGAGCUGCAGGGGCGCUGUUCCCGUGGACUCCCCCAGUCGACACGCAGGAGCGACCGACGAGCCUCGGUCGGCCGACGAUAGCACACGGCCCGGGACGUGGUGCCCGCGGCCCACAGAGCAUGGCACAAGGGACAGGGUGGACGAGAGGGGGAGGGGCAGCGGCGCCGCGAGAGGAGAGCCCUCCUGCACCGGCGGUUGAGCACAUCAGCACAUCUCACCUCCACCACCGAACGCUAGCAUCCAUCUCAUCUCCUCUCCGAGGGGCUUGACGGCGUAAAUCAGAAGCGAGCCGAGUUUGUCAGGUUUGAAGCCCCUAUGAUGGUAUGUGUCAAAUCAGUUGUAGCUAAUCUGUCCCGGGAGGGCGCUGGCUUCAUUACACUCGUAUAGUUGAGUUCUUGCAGCAUUACCGCUGUUUAAUAGAACCUGAUUAGUCAUCGCCGCGAAGGAAGCCUAUUAGCCGGGGAGGCAGUCACGCGGCACGCUCCGCUGCGCGCCGCGAUGUGAUUGCAAUGCUCUUAGAAGCAUCAUAUUAUCCCAGACAUGUUCUUCCGAGCCCUCGGAGCCCUCCUUUCUAAAUUCACUGUCAUAAUUUAGUCUCUGUUUAAUUUUUCAGUCCAAAGAGGGGGAAUCGGUCGUGAGUAGUAUUUGACUGCAGUCUCCUUGGUGCAAAAACAAAAUGGGAAAAAUAAAUAAGAGGAACUCAAAGUCAGGGCGAAACCAUGCUUUCAGCUAACUGACGCUUCGGGGGCGUGUAGCAAACGGACUAACUGCACGAAAGGUUAUUUUUGCCCCCAAACGGGAGAGAGGUUCUGUGUCCUUUCGCCAAGGUGGACGUAUCGGGUCUCCGUCACUCCUGGGCCAUGUUGCCCAACUCACACAGGCUUCUGUAUUAUGUCUUCAGACACGAUGUGUGGAAAUCUAUUUGAAUAAAAGAAGUUCAUAAAUAUGCAUUGAUUUUUGUACAGACGAAUGGCACCUCUGUUAAUUUAUAAAUUGAACUGGAUGUGAACUAAUAACGUGCGCCUAGCUGAGAUGGGAGGGCUGUGGACCGCUGUCCUCGGAGGGGCUCGCAGCGGUAAACACUUCCAUUAACGUGAUGUACGGCUUGUAGAGGGGCCCAUCAGAAUAGGACGGCAGCGCAAUUUGCUUAUUAAAACCGAGAAAGGGGAGAGAAAGACCCGAGCGAAUUACAGAGGGGGAGGGGCGUGUGAGGUCCUCGUCACGGAGAGCGUGACUUAGACUCAAUGCCGCCUCUGCGGGCGCACAGUGGGGUCUCUGGUCCGGGCAGCGGCGAAUCCAAGUCCUGGGCCCAGCUCAUGAUGGUGGGGGGGCAGUGACCACUGCCGACGGCCCUGUGGCCCAGAGCGGCUGGGAGAGUCCUAGGUGCUUCAUCAGGGGCCAGGCCAUCCAUCGUAGCCCGUCACCCGUUCAUCAUGGUGGCAUCAGGCUGCUUCAGGCUCGGCCACCUCCAGUGUGGAGGCCAAACGGACGGAGUGCACCAGUCAAGGCCCUGAGGGCAGGAAGGGAGGGCGGCGGGGCUGGGAGUCCUGUGUGGCGGCUCAGGAGCGUAGACCACGCCCUCCCGGCGGCCUCCAGAAUUUCCCUGCCCUCGUAUGUUAAUCUUUCUACUUUGUGAGAGUUUUUCCUCUUCUUUCACUUAAAAAAAAAGAAAACAUUAAAGUUGGUAAGAAACAAUAAAGCUUUACACAGAAUUUCCGUGCAGGUGGGCAUUCCGUGGAACUCGGCAGUUUCUGGAAACACCAGGCGCAGACGCAGGCCCAUGGUCCCCCACCCGGGUUUUACUCCGCGCAUCAUCACCGUGCGGUUCUUUUGAGUGUAAAUAGGAAAAACGGUCGCUGCCAGUUUCUGAGGAAGCCUUACCGCUCUGACCCAGCCACGCACGUCCGCCUCCACGCGGCCUCCAGCACAGUGGCUACGUGGAGCGCAGAUGAGAGCCCUGAGUUAGUUCGUUGUCCAAUGCUGUGUGGCAGCGGGGCUGCCUCCCGAAAGGAAGGGGGCCUUGUAAGGCUUCCCUGUGGGGUGUAUACGAGCGUGUACACACUGUUAUGUGUGUUUAUAAUGCAGCAUUUUCCCACGUGACUGGUUCUCGCACCCUUUCACUCCCCAAGUGCUCAGUGGGCCCCCCAGCCCGGAUGUCACAGACACCUCCUCGGAACACCGGCCCCUCUGCUCCUCCUCUUGGCAGUGGUGGUGGCAGAUCAGGAGGCGGCCUGUGUCCUUGGGCCCCGGCAGCAGAGCCGAAGGCACUAGGGUUUCCUUUCAGUUGGGGGUGACUGGUAGCUCGUGGGUCUGCCCCCCACCCUCGGACUGGAGGCCGCUUUCGUUGACCCCUCUCACUCUGUCUUAGAGCCUCGCAGGUACCAAGGCUGGGGAAGCAAGCACCCGGGGCUGGCGUUGGACGUGGCCGAAGUUGUCACAGUGUAAGGUGACCACAUGGCCUUCCUGUUCAGGAUCAACAUUUUCCCCUGGAGGAGAAACCACCCACCGGGGAAGGCCCAGGAGUGGACAGUCACACGUGAGGCAGCCUCGGGCGACCUCGCUGGGUUCCCUCUGUGGCCGAGAACACCCCACAGAGGAAAACCACCAGACCCCACCCCACACGGCUGGGCCUCGGGUACCAGGGUGGACGGGCAGUUUACCGAACCCAGAACCCGAGUCCUGUCCCCUGUCCCGUCCAUCUCCUGCCAUCCCAGGAAGUGACAUGCUCAUGAAUGGGUCUAGGGUAGGUGUGGUUUUCUGUCCCCCAGUGAGUGCCCGCCACAUGGCACUUGCGCAGCAUGUGGGCGGGGCCACAGGGCGCCCACCAGCCGUGGGGUGUGAAACUGGGCAGCUCCCCCUUACAGAAUCGCCCUGGGCGGGGUUCUGACGCCAGCCAGGCGCCUCGGGGCCUGGGUUCCUUCCAUCCUCCUGGGCUUUUGUCCAGCCUGGUGAGGUCUGCGUGGGCCCGGCCCCUCCCGGUUUGGAGAGGCCCUCGGGCAUUCAGGGCCCUUCUUGGGCUGGUGAAGGAGCUGCCCUGACUUCGUCAGGGAGAGCACGGUCCCGCAGCACCGCCCGCCCAGGGCCAGGAAGACCUGGUCACCUGGCUCUGCUGUCCCACUGGUGCAGCUCCAGGCGACUGUCCGGCUCCUCGGGCUCUUCCUCUUCGUCUGGGCCUCAACGUGGCCUCGCAAGGUGUGGUGACAUUGCACAGCAUGUGACAGCUGCAAGCCCAGAGAUCCUGAGACAGGUGUGUCUGUUAAGAACAGAGGUGUGGGCGGGGCCAAAGCCAGCCCACCCCUGAGCCUGCCCCUCCCUGUGAGCCUCUGACCCUUCUCUCUCUGUGGAGCUGGUGGGCGCUCUGAGUCCCCUGCCCCCGAGAGCCCCCCACCCAGAGGGAGGCGCCCGAACCACCCAGGCCCCAUCUCGUGGGCCCCCUACCACACACGUCCUCCGCUCUGCUGGUCUGUGUCUUUUCCAGAGGCAUGGAGAGCACUGGGUCCUGCCUCAUGCCCCCUAUAAUGUCGCUUUGGUCCGAGAUGACCCCAUCCACCUCCCGCACCUUGGGGGGGGGGGGUGGACAGGCCUCCCUCCCUUCAGGUGCCACCUCUGGGUGCCAAGGGGCCUUGGUGACACACUCCGGGGCCAGUCCUCAUUUCUGCGGCCUCUUCUACUUCCUUCGAAAGUUGGAACUUGCCGGGGGCACCCUACCUUGGCAGAGCAUGGCCUCAGGCCCUGCGCUCCCUGCGCCAAACCCUGACCUCAUACUAUUGGACACAGCAUUUGCCUCGCUGGGGCUGCCUUCCCUUUCCCGGCGGCAUUGAACUUGCCUUGUGCCUGUACUUGACCAAUGCACCUUCCCCCCUGGGAGUGGCCAUCAGGUCCUGCCUGUCCUUCCUCUGUGCUCAUGCACUGGCUUGGGUCCCCAUGGUUCCGACGCCGCCAACCCUUUCUCCGUGCACUUAGAAUGUUCUGGAAACGGAGCAAUUGCGUUCUGGCCCAGGGAGGUGCAAGAGCCUGGCAAGGUAGACACUCUAACUCCUGCAAAGACAAAAGGAGUUGGGACUGCUGCCUGGGUGGGCGGUCCCCUCCCCCGACACCUGCUUGGUGUCCACCGCCCCCCCAGCCACGUGCCCACAAGGCCAGCAGGACUUUUCUAGAAUCCCCCUGGGUUGUAUGGAUGUCCUUCAAGCAAACAGAUUGACAAGCAGUCGGGAAGGGGCUCAGACAGGAACGUGCAGGGGACACACGUCACCCUCCUCUCAGGAAACACGAUCCGCGUCCAGCAGCCUCCGCCCGCAUGCGCUCCACGCCGGGGGCCGCCCGUCACAGCAGUUUCCCCCUCACCCUCCACCACAAGCCUAAGGGGGGCCUUUGGCAGCAAGACUGGCGUUCUCUCUGGGCCGCAUCACCUGCGUCCCCACACGGCUUUCUUCCGGGUCCCAGGUGCGUGGCCCUGUGGGCGGGGCCCCAGCUCCCCACCGGCCAGCUCUGUGCCCCACUCCACGUGUGGGCCCUUUGUCACUGAAGCUCCUACGUCAGUUCCAGCCCAAACGUCAGGUCCCCUCCAGAGAUUCAGGAGAGAUGGGGGGUGGGGGGGCUCUGGGGAACGUGCGGCCAUCACUGCCAGGAAGCAGCCACUGGAGGCCACGAGCUGUAUGGUCCAAGGUUAGAGAGGGACGGGCCACCCAGACUGGCACACCCCUGCCAGACCCUCACCUCUCACCUCCCCAUGGAGCGGUGACAACCGAGGCCUCGACAUUCCCAGUGCGCUUCCCCUCAGAGGAGAAGCGCUGUCCUUCAUGCGACGGGGGCCGGGGGGGUGGUUAAAUAAGACCUGCGGUGCCCUGUUUCAUUUUGGACAUCUGCAGCCUUUUUAUAAACACAGGGACACUUUGUUCCCAGUCCCCAUUUUCCAGUUUGGGUCCAGGUGCAGAUCAGAGCAUAUUUCAUCCAUCCAGGUUUCUGUAAAACCAGAGUGUGUGUCAUCUGUGACCUGUCGAGAGUUCUCAGGUUCUAGAAGUGUCCCUGUUUCACGGAGGGCACCCUCCCAAGGCAGGGCCCUGGCACACAGAGGGUGAGACGGUCCCCUCCUGACGCUGCCCUGCCCAGGGGCUUGCCCGCUCUCGGACCCCAGCCGCAGCCCCGAGAUUUGCCCCAGGGGUGAGAUGCUUCCCAGGCCCUGGCCCCACCCGAAAGGCCCAGCGUGGCAGGGUCCGCUGCGUGCCGUCCAGUCAGCAGCACACGGGCUUGGGCUCCAGCCAGGCGACCUGUGCAAACCAGGCAUCUCCAGGUGCACAGGAGGGCGGCUUGGGCCCUCUUCCCACUUUGGCCCGGCCUGCCGCAUCUCUAGGGAAGGACCCCCAGGGUGCAGGUCAAGCCAUGUGGUGGGGCUCCUCAGGACAGAGCUGGAGCUCAGUGUCACGGGAAGUAUGUGGCCUCUGUCUCGAGGUGCUAGUGAGAGAAAGGAACCAAGCAGGGUGCUGGGGACCGUCCACGUACACCCCAGCAGCCAGGAACAGCUGCCCCUGAAUCCGAUUCCACUGUCGUCUCCCCCGUGCCAGACAGCGUCCGCCCCAGCCCCGCCUGGGGAGCCGGCAUCCGAGCUGGUUCGAAAACCCUUGUAAAAAGGAGUUAGCAGCCCACCCCCAGCAGCUCACCGUGAACGGCGGCUUGCAUCUAAUUGGAGGAGCCUCGGGGUGCAGCAGGGCGUCCUUCCACCCAGGGUAGCACCUGCACAUGCAGGUGUCCGACCUGCCUGGGUCCUUCACGGUGGCAGGUUUGUCGCGGGACCGAGGGCACGGGGGCUGUGGCCAGACUGGGACUGGUUCUCACGUGAGCUCAUCCUGCACCUGCCACCCCACCCUCGGCCCCAGCAGCUUCCUCCCCACGGCAGACCCAGGUGCACGGGGGACUGGAGCGGGGAUCGGGGCUGUUCCACGGCAGGCAGGCAGAGGGUCCGCUGGGAACCGCCCUACGGCAGGGCCCACGUCUCGACAGUAGAAACGACCCCGCUGCCGGCCUUGAAGGGCACCACGGCUCCUCCCCACCCGGGUUUUGGGUCUGAGAUCCAUCAAGUUCUGCAGGUUGCGGCCCUGUCCCGGCCCGGGCUGCUGCGUGCUGAGGAGGGUGCCCUCCCUGUAUGCGCGGUCGCCGGCUCGCUGCCGAGCCCCGGCCCGGGACUCGGCGCUGAGUCCUCCUCUGCCCCAGGUGUGUGUCUGCGUGGGGAGCCCCUGCAGCUCAGCCGUCGCCACCAAGGGACGUUCCUAGGAGGGAGCAGGGACCUCACGGGGCGUUUUUUGUUUCUGUGAAUGGUGACAUGUAGAAAUGACUGGAGGGGCAGCCUGGGGUUCAUCAGAGACAGGUGGUGGUUUAUUUUUUUGUUUUUGGGUUUCGGGAGUUGUUUUUGUAUCACUUCAUUCAGCAAGUUUCUGUGUCACAAUGACUCACUGCUGCUUUAUUUAUGCUG